This is a messenger RNA of Purpureocillium lilacinum, 453 nucleotides long. The record is from RefSeq and is a predicted model, not a curated record. NCBI's taxonomy places the organism in Eukaryota, Fungi, Ascomycota, Sordariomycetes, Hypocreales, Ophiocordycipitaceae.
AUGGGAAGGGAGAUGCCCCCAGUCCACAUGUUGACCAAGAACACACCAAUGCGUUUCCUAAACAACCCCGGCUCUAGCCACUGGCUACCUCAGACUGUCCCAAUGCUCUGCCACAAAACCUCAUGUCUCUGCUUCAGAUCAUUUAUAGCUACUGCAAAUUGCUGCAGUCGGCGGCUCGUGGCGUCAUCUAGUACACGGGUUGUAUGGAGCACUCCGUCCGUGGACCGAAAGGCGAUAUCUACGUCGCUUCUGACUUUUCGCAAUGAAGCUUCGAGACACUCGGCCAUCUUGGCACCCGCAGAUGCAAUCAUCUCAUCCAUUUUCGUGGAAAGAGAGACAGAGAGCUCUGAAAACAUGGUACCACUGUCAAUGUGGCGGCGCAGAAUGCUCCGUUGCCGCGCUGACUUGCCAGAUCCUGGAAAUUCCUUGUUAGCUAUUGUCUUUGCAUGUUGA